Messenger RNA from Acomys russatus (golden spiny mouse), 1875 nucleotides. RefSeq names its product nucleolar complex associated 4 homolog (gene Noc4l). NCBI's taxonomy places the organism in Eukaryota, Metazoa, Chordata, Mammalia, Rodentia, Muridae. Gene Ontology annotation, biological process: ribosome biogenesis. Gene Ontology annotation, cellular component: Noc4p-Nop14p complex; nucleolus; small-subunit processome. The transcript is spliced from 15 exons. The record is from RefSeq and is a predicted model, not a curated record. The coding region runs from base 42 to 1592 and encodes 516 amino acids.
CCACAGUAGGCGCCGACUUCCCGGGAGCAGCGGCUGGCAGCAUGGACCCGCGGCGGGCUUCGGCGGGCUGCAGUCAGGAGCUCGGCCGCCUGCUGCAGGCGGUGCUGACGAGUCGUGGCCAGGCGAACGCGGUGUUCGACAUCCUGGCCGUGCUUCAGUCCGAGGACCCCGAGGAGAUUCAGGAAGGAGUGCGCACGUGCAGCCGACUCUUCGGUGCCUUGCUGGAACGGGGAGAGCUAUUCGUGGGCUCGCUGCCAUGCGAAGACGCGGUCCUGGCAGGAUCCCAGGGAGCCACACACAAAUACAAGGUGUGGAUGCGACACCGAUACCACAGCUGCUGUAACCGACUGGAGGAGCUCUUGGCCCAUCCCUCCUUCCAGGUCAAAGAGCUGGCUCUCAAGACGCUCAUGAAGUUUGUGCAGCUGGAAGGAAAGAAACCCCUAGAGAAGCCACAGUGGGAAAAGCACUACCUCUUCCCCCGCACUCUCCUCAGGGCUGUGGUGGGAGGCCUGCUUACACCCGAGGAUGACCACAGCCUGCUUAUCUCCCAGUUCUGCGAGUACCUGGAAUAUGACGACAUCAGGUACCACACAAUGCAGGUAGCCACAGGCAUAGUGGCCCGGGCCACCAGCCAGAAACCUGAGGUGUCACUCACCUUCUGGAACAAUGCCUUUACGUUGCUGUCUGCUGUGCACCUGCCCCUCCGAGAGGGUGACCCCCCCAACUUCUACGUGAAGCAUGCACAGAUGUCCGACAAGUGGAAGGCCGUUCACUUGAAGGAGCACAGAAAAGCUUUCCAGGAGAUGUGGCUUGGCUUCCUCAAGCACAAGCUGCCCCUCAGCCUCUAUAAGAAGGUGCUGGUGGCUAUGCAUGACGCCAUCCUGCCCCACCUGGCUCAGCCCACGCUCAUGAUUGACUUCCUCACAAGUGCCUGCGACAUGGGUGGUGCCAUCAGCCUCCUGGCCUUGAACGGGCUCUUCAUCCUCAUCCACGAGCACAACCUGGAAUACCCCGACUUCUACCAAAAGCUCUAUGGCCUCCUGGAUCCAUCUAUCUUCCACGUCAAGUACCGAGCCCGCUUCUUUCACUUGGCUGACCUCUUCCUUUCCUCCUCCCACCUCCCGGCCUACCUGGUGGCUGCCUUUGCCAAACGCCUGGCCCGGCUGGCCCUCACAGCACCUCCUGAGGCCCUGCUUAUGGUCCUGCCUUUCAUCUGCAACCUGCUGCGCAGACACCCUGCCUGCCGAGUUCUGGUGCACCGCCCACAGGGCCCUGAGCUGGAUGCUGACCCGUACAACCCCGUGGAGAAGGACCCGGCCAGGAGCCAUGCCUUGGACAGCUGCCUGUGGGAACUGCAGACGCUCCAGCAGCACUACCACCCUGAGGUGUCCAGAGCUGCCAGUGUCAUCAACCAGGUGCUCUCAGUCCCUGAGGUCAGCAUCGCCCCGCUCCUGGACCUUACUGCAUAUGAGAUCUUUGAGCAAGACCGCAAGAAGAAGGCCCCUGAGUCAGUGCCCCUGGAGUUCAUCCCCGCUAAGGGCCUGUUGGGCCGACAGGACGACCUCUGCACCCAGUUCUUCACUCUCAGCUGACCUGACUGUCACCUCUUCUCCUGAGAAUUAUCUUUUUGUGUCUGAGUCAAGAUCUCACUAUGUGAGGCUGGCCUGUAACUUGUGGUACUCUUCCCUGGGCCUCCCCGGUGCUGAGGUUACAAGGGUGUACCACCAUGGCUGGGUCCAAAUAAAUGGUUUGUUUUGGUUUUGGUGGUUUUGUUUGGUUUAGUUUGGCUUUGCUUCUUGAGACAGUGUUUCUCUGUGUAGCCCUGGCUGUCCUGAAAAGUGCACUGUAGACCCUGCUGGCCUUGAACCCAGUCAG